Molecule: messenger RNA, 1152 nt
Organism: Necator americanus (New World hookworm)
Lineage: Eukaryota; Metazoa; Nematoda; Chromadorea; Rhabditida; Ancylostomatidae
Exons: 10
Coding region: 1-1152 (383 amino acids)
Biological process (GO): nervous system process; regulation of membrane potential; signal transduction
Cellular component (GO): synapse; plasma membrane; neuron projection
Molecular function (GO): transmembrane signaling receptor activity; excitatory extracellular ligand-gated monoatomic ion channel activity; transmitter-gated monoatomic ion channel activity involved in regulation of postsynaptic membrane potential
Source: RefSeq, a predicted model, not a curated record
AUGGGUGAUGCAGUGGAUUUAACGCUAUUUAAUGCUCUCAGUCUACUUUUACCUCCUGUAAGUGAAUUAUACCAAGAUCUUGAAAGUCAACUGAAAAAUGAGCGCAGGAUUAUUAGUACCAUCUUUGAUCCGAAGGUGUAUGAUGUCUCCACACCAGCAGAUCCUCCUGCACGAGUUUUUCCAUCGUUUUUUGUAGAUCAUGUUGAGAGUUUGAACGAAGAACAGCAGCUGAUGAUCUUGCAUGGCGGGAUUUUAUUGAUUUGGGACGAUAAACGACUUUCCUGGAAUGCAUCAGAAUACGGGAAUGUCAAGGAAAUAACACGAAGAAAAACACAACUCGAUGGGAAAUUAUGGCUUCCAAAGGUUUAUUUAACAGAAAUGUUCUUUCGGACAGCGAACAUUCUUAACUUUGAAACUACGGAAGUGACUAUAACUAAUUUAGGACGCAUUUUUUGCAUGGUGAAUGUCCUCGUCAAAACUACAUGCUACUUUGAAUAUGACGACUAUCCAUACGACAGCCAAAAUUGCUCGUUUAUUAUGUACAGCCCGUUCACCAUUGACAAGAUGAGGUUUACGAACAGUGGUGGAGCUGAGAAGACUCAUUAUCAAACACGAAGUGGAAAACCAUCAAAAAUUGAUGUAGGCGAUUUUGAAUUGGAGAAAAUUGAAGCGAGAAACAUAUUUCUGAUCCCUGGCUCAAAACUGAUCGAUUCGGCUGACAGGUAUCCUAAAAAGAUGGUUCGAUCUCUGUUUUGGUUCAAUCUAAUUUUUCGACGUCACAAUAUUUUCUAUACAACACGUAUGGCUGUACCUUUGUUUACAAUCAGCUGUUUAACGUAUGCAUUCUGCCUUCUUCAAUCUCAACAUGGAUUAAUCUGGCUACUUUUCUGCUUAGCUGUUCAAAUAAUGAAUGGUGCUAUAUUGAUGGAGAAUUUGCCUCCUGAUUACGUUAAAAUGCCAACAAUAGGAUUUAUUGCAACUCUCGUCCUAUUUGAAACCAUAGUUUUGAUCAUGUGGAGGUUUUUCACUAUAUUCAUCAUGCAAACAAUGCCGGAUCGAGCCGAUGUCAAGGCGAAAAUUGAUGUUGUGGAAAGUUUUUUAUGUGUAUAUUUUGUUAUUCGUAUUAUUCACAUUUUUGUAAGACUAUUCUAA